AUGGGUAUUAAUAAUCCAAUUCCUAGAAGUUUAAGGAGUGAAUCAAAAAAAGCAGCAAAAGUAUUAUCAGCAUUUAUUAAACCAAAUCAAGUAGCAGGACCAGAUCAAGUAAUACCUCCAAGAAUUUUAAAAAAUGCAAAAGGUUUAGCUGUUAUUACUGUUUUAAAAGCUGGAUUUUUAUUUUCAGGUAGAGCAGGUUCUGGAGUAAUAGUUGCAAGAUUACCAGAUGGUGGUUGGUCAGCACCUUCUGCAAUUAUUACAGCUGGUGCAGGAAUGGGAGGGAUGAUUGGUGCUGAAUUGACUGAUUUUGUAUUUGUUUUAAAUACAAAAGCUGCUGUUGAUACAUUUGCACAAAUGGGAUCAGUUACUUUAGGUACUAAUGUAUCUGUUGCUGCUGGUCCAUUAGGUAGAAGUGCUGAAGCAGCUGGUACUGCUACAAUUGGUUCUGUUUCUGCAGUAUUUGCAUAUUCAAAAACAAAAGGUUUAUAUGCUGGUAUAUCUUUAGAAGGUUCAGCCAUAAUAGAAAGAAGAGAAGCAAAUCGAAAAUUUUAUGGACAACAAUGUAAAGCAAGAAAUAUUUUAGCAGGACAAGUUGAUGCACCUCCAGCAUGUGAUUCAUUAAUGAGAGUUUUAAAUUCAAGAGUAUUUAAUAAUAGAUAUGAAGAAGAUUAUGAUUAUUAUGAUGAUGAUUAUUAUGAUGAUAUUCCUGAUGAUUUUUCAGAUUCAACUUCUCAAUAUAGUGGUAGACGUGGUUCAGCUGCUGGUGGAGGUGGUGCUUUUGGAAGUGGUGGAAGAAGAGGAACACAUGGAAAUAGAAGAAGAAGACAUUCUGAUGAUUAUUCAGAUGAUGAUUAUUAUUCAGAUGAAGAUGAUUAUGAUGAUGGUUAUAAUAGAAGAAGAAGAAAUGAAAGAGAAAGGGAAAAAGAAAGAGAAAAAGAAAGAGAUAGAGAUAGAAGAAUUGGAGGAUCAUCAAGAAGUGGGAACACAACAUCGUCAACAAGUGCUGGAUUUUCAGCAGCAAGAUCACAAACUCAAUCAUCAUGGGAAGAUGAUAUAUAUGAUUCAGGAUAUAAUGGAAAUGGUGGUACAAAGACAAGAUCAAGAGGUAAUAGUGAUGUUGAUAGAUUAAAUGCAAGAUUAGGUAAUACAAGAUUAUCACCCCAAAAAAAUGGUUCAUAUAAUAAUGGACCAUCAAGACCUUUAAAUUCAACAAAACCAAAUUUUGGAAAUUCACAAAAAUCAAAUUCUAAUCAAGCUAUUGCUUUAUAUACUUUUAAAGGUGAACAAAGUGGUGAUUUACCUUUUAAAAAAGGAGAUGUUAUAAAUAUUAUGAAAAGAACUGAAACUGUUGAUGAUUGGUGGACUGGUUCAAAUAAUGGUCAAACUGGUAUAUUUCCAGCAAAUUAUGUUGAAUUAGUUUAA
This is a messenger RNA of Lodderomyces jiufengensis, 1422 nucleotides long. RefSeq lists its product as uncharacterized. The transcript has 2 exons. Lineage: Eukaryota; Fungi; Ascomycota; Pichiomycetes; Serinales; Debaryomycetaceae. Bases 1 to 1422 code for a protein of 473 amino acids. The record is from RefSeq and is a predicted model, not a curated record. Gene Ontology annotation, cellular component: actin cortical patch. Gene Ontology annotation, biological process: actin cortical patch localization; actin filament bundle assembly. Gene Ontology annotation, molecular function: phosphatidylinositol binding; actin filament binding.